Durusdinium trenchii is the source of this 384-nucleotide messenger RNA. The record is from the annotation of a GenBank genome assembly. Lineage: Eukaryota; Dinophyceae; Suessiales; Symbiodiniaceae.
AUGGGACGUUUCAGAGGCGCUACAUUUUUGAUCGUGGGAGGUGGCCUUUGCUUUGCCCCAAGCUUUGUGCCACUUGUCUCCUCCAGCUACCGCAGCUACAGAUUGCCCAGUGGACAAUCCGCUCGGGCGCAAGAUGGACCAUCGACUUUCCCAGGUGCUGGUGUGCCUUUGGCAUUGGUGGGAACAGCUGCCUUGAUGGCAGCCUUGUCCUCAAUCGGCGAGCUUUUCUCAAAGGAAGCAAAAACAAAAGGUCGAAAGACAAAGAAAGACACUUCUCAGAAGACCCAGGUAGCUCGGACGACGCAAGUAGCUCGCAGAGCGGAAGAGGCUAAGGCGGCCGAGCUUCCUUUUCGGUGUGUUUGUUGCACUUUGUCGGAAAUCUAG